AACCUUCUCGCCCAACUGAGGUGUUCGUCUUCCGUUUUAACAAGUCAAUAGAAAUACUAGGGAGGCUCUCCUAUAAAUACCAGUACGUAUGUGAGAGGGGCGUGCCCGCGCUCAUCCAGCGCUCCACAGUCUCCUCUCAGCGCACUUCUCUAGUGGACGGAAAGCCGGCCUCCUGUAUUCAAGCGAUCGAACCGGUUUCACUGUGGAGAGGGCUUCAGAUUAUUUUUGGGGCAGUACUACUAUGGAUGUCUCACGAGCAGCAGCGUUUUGCUUGAUUUUUGUCUUUUUCUGGGAUUUACCGGGUUUUCACUCAGCUGCUAUUUUAACUCCCUCGGUCCCGAGGAGAAACAAGGGAACGAGGGUCCUGUAUGAUGGACAGGAGUCACCCAAAUUCUUGAAAGAGAUCUUCGCAUCCUCCCAGAGUCAAAGCCAUCAGCAGGAUGAUUUUAAAGACGCCAUUAUUCCCCACGAUUACAUGCUCUCCAUUUACAGGACAUACUCCGCGGCUGAAAAACUGGGGCUAAACGCGAGUUUUUUCCGGUCGUCAAAGUCUGCCAACACCAUAACAAGUUUUGUGGACAGAGGAAAAGACGAUCUCUUGCACUCUCCUUUGCGAAGACAAAAGUAUCUGUUUGAUGUCUCGGCCCUUUCGGACAAAGAGGAGCUGGUGGGAGCUGAAUUAAGGAUAUUUAGAAAAGUACCAGGGGAUUUCCAAACGGCCCAGACAGGCCUCUAUGGCAUUCAAAUACUCUCCUGUCGAUCAGAGAGGCUACUGGAUUCCAGAUCUCUUGAUCUUCAGGAUGCUCAAAAGCCAGGAUGGGAGGUUUUGGAUGUGUGGGAAAUGUUUAAAAACCGCCAUCACUCCUCACAGGGGGGCCGGCUUUGUGUCCAGCUCAGGGCCACUCUUGGUAAAACAGAAACGGAAAUUGAUUUAAAACAUCUCGGAUUUGACAGGAAUGACCGCGCCCAGCAGGAGAAGGCGAUUUUGGUGGUUUUCACCAGGUCCAAGAAGAGGGAGAACCUCUUCAACGAAAUGAAAGAAAAAAUAAAAUCCCGCGGAUCGCGGACAAAAGAAGAGGACGACAGCCUUCAGUUCAAAGCCCGGCGGAGACGCAGGACGGCGCUGAACAGCCGCCACGGGAAAAGGCACGGGAAGAAGUCCAGGUCCAGAUGCAGCAAGAAGGCACUGCAUGUUAAUUUUAAAGACCUGGGGUGGGACGACUGGAUCAUCGCACCACUGGAUUACGAAGCGUAUCACUGCGAGGGCGUGUGCGACUUCCCGCUGCGAUCGCACCUGGAGCCGACCAACCACGCCAUCAUCCAAACCCUGAUGAACUCCAUGGACCCCGGCAGCACGCCGCCAAGCUGCUGCGUGCCAACCAAGCUCAGCCCCAUCAGCAUCCUCUAUAUAGACUCUGGCAACAACGUCGUAUACAAACAAUACGAGGACAUGGUGGUGGAACAGUGUGGCUGCAGGUAG
Paramormyrops kingsleyae is the source of this 1480-nucleotide messenger RNA. It is a transcript of the gene gdf6a, whose product is annotated as growth differentiation factor 6a. Gene Ontology annotation, molecular function: growth factor activity; cytokine activity. The record is from RefSeq and is a predicted model, not a curated record. Gene Ontology annotation, biological process: BMP signaling pathway. Lineage: Eukaryota; Metazoa; Chordata; Actinopteri; Osteoglossiformes; Mormyridae. Gene Ontology annotation, cellular component: extracellular region.